ACACUAAUAUCAACUGUGAUUACCAAACUGUAACUGAGUAGUGUAGUAGUUCCUUUUUUGCCGGCCUUAAGUUUCUUAGAAUUCGUUUGAAUUUGUGUUCUCUUGGUUAGAAUUUGUGUUCGUUUGGUUAGAAUUUGUGUUUAAAUUUAACUUAACUUAAUUUUAUGAAAUGGCUCGAGAACGAGCUUUAUCAACAAGAACUCUAGUAAGUUUGAUACAAGGGCUAGAGGGUGAGACAACUACGGUCGACUUUCGUGAUGAGACAUCUGUAAAAGGAAAAAUUCAAUCGGUUGACGGGUAUAUGAACAUCGAGAUGACUGAUGUCACAUAUACCGCACCGUCUGGUCUAUCUCAAAACUUCAGCCGUUACUGUUGUCAAGGAAAAUUCAUUCGAUUUGUACACAUUCCUGAGGAAAUUGAUCCAAUUAAGACCAUAAAAAAUAAGCUAGAAGAUUUAUCCAGAAGACCUGCUAGAGGUCGUGGCGGUAGAGGGGGUAGACGAGGAGGAGGACGUGGAGGUGGAAGACGAGGUGGUGGUGGUGGAGGAGGCGGCUUUCGUAGAGGUGGAGGUGGCAGCAGUGGUGGAUAUCGCAGUGGUGGAGGCGGCGGCUAUGGAGGAGGUGGAAGUUACGGAGGAGGCGGCGGCUAUGGAGGAGGAAGCAGUAGCUAUCGAAGUUCUGGUGGCUAUGGCAGCAGCAGAUAUUAAAUUUCAGCUUUGUCAUGUAUAUGCUUGUAUAAACUCAUAUUCAUUUUUUUAAUUGCUGUAUUUUUCAUGUUUAAUAAUAAACCUAAGUUGAUAAAUGUUGAA
Molecule: messenger RNA, 808 nt
Organism: Parasteatoda tepidariorum (common house spider)
Lineage: Eukaryota; Metazoa; Arthropoda; Arachnida; Araneae; Theridiidae
Product: U7 snRNA-associated Sm-like protein LSm10
Biological process (GO): mRNA 3'-end processing by stem-loop binding and cleavage
Cellular component (GO): nuclear body; cytoplasmic U snRNP body
Molecular function (GO): histone pre-mRNA DCP binding; U7 snRNA binding
Source: RefSeq, a predicted model, not a curated record